Phyllotreta striolata is the source of this 417-nucleotide messenger RNA. The record is from the annotation of a GenBank genome assembly. NCBI's taxonomy places the organism in Eukaryota, Metazoa, Arthropoda, Insecta, Coleoptera, Chrysomelidae.
CGAGAGUUCAGAAGAGAAGGUUUGAACAAAAUUUACGGAAAAAUGGUGAAAUUACUUGUUGCAUUUUUAUUCGCUGUUCUAAUAAUAUCUCCAAUAAUGGGUCUUCCUACCCCCGAUUUGGAUACGAGGAACGCUGUGGAAGACAAAACCCGUGGUAAACAUCACAGCCAGGGUUAUGGUAUCUACGAUUACGGUCAUGGUGGUUAUGGUCAUCGUGGAUACGGUUACCAAGGUUACGGCAACGGUUAUGGCUAUCAAAAUUACUACGGAUACAACCCAUACAAUUCCUACUACAACAAUUACGAAUACGGUCCUUACGGUUAUUGGUGAUAGAGAUAAUGUAGAAACGAUUGAUUACAAUUCUGUGCUUCAAGAUUUUUAAUUUCAUAAUAAAAUAUUUUGAACAAUUUCGUGAUU